This is a messenger RNA of Pelobates cultripes (western spadefoot toad), 7064 nucleotides long. Lineage: Eukaryota; Metazoa; Chordata; Amphibia; Anura; Pelobatidae. The record is from the annotation of a GenBank genome assembly.
GGGAGAACAGGCUCUCUGUCUGAUCAAACAGCUUCACAUCUCACAGCAACUACACAACUCUGAGCAUUCAGCAGCUAACAGCACAGACUGGACAAGCAGUGCACAUACAGAGACAAAAUCCAGACAGAACCAACAGCAAGGAGCUCAGACUGGGGCAGGGAACCAGAACCAACAGCAAGGAGCCCAGACUGGGGCAGGGAACCAGAACCAACAGCAAGGAGCCCAGACUGGGACAGGGAACCAGAACCAACAGCAAGGAGCCCAGACUGGGACAGGGAACCAGAACCAACAGUAAGGAGCCCAGACUGGGGCAGGGAACCAGAACCAACAGCAAGGAGCCCAGACUGGGGCAGGGAACCAGAACCAACAGCAAGGAGCCCAGACUGGGGCAGGGAGCCAGAAUCAACAGCAAGGAGUCCAGAGAGAGACCAGAACCAUUAGCAAGAAGUCCUGACUGGGCCAGUGGAUCAGAAUCAACAGCAAGAGUCUAGAGCCAGCUACAAGGAGACCAGGGAGAACCCGGACCAGGACCUUUAAGGAGUCCAUAAGAGUCAAUAAGAUAAGAAACAAGAAGUCCAGAUACAGACGCAACGUCCAGAACCCUGUUGAGGGUUUCAAGGCAGCAGAACCAUCAGACGUUAGUUCACAUCCAACAGCAAUAGCAAAGUGUCCAGAACCAACAGCAAGGAGUCCACAGAAAUACAUAGCGCAGAACCUGCAGAACCCAAGACUGCCAGGGAGAAGCUUAGCUGCGGUGAUCUUUUGGCAACUGGAACCUCUGUUUGGGCAAUCAUCUCUAUCCUGCCCUCAGUUCACAGACACCACCUACCCUGAUCUAAGGAAUAAACACUUACCAGCUAAACACAUACCUGCCUUCCAGAUCAAGGUAAGACUCUGGAGCUGAUUCCUAGUCCAAUAAGGAGUGAGGGGGCAUAGAAAACACCAAGACAGGGCUGGAAGGGGAGUGCAUGCAUUUACACAGAUUUCUGUUUCAAUGAAAACAUUACACGCACCAAACCUUUCCGGACUGAAGGAGUAGUAAACACAGAGAGGUGACGCCCGGAGGAGGAAGCCAUGGGGACAUUUCCAGUGAUUUCACGGUAGGCUGUGUAGAUGUCUCUCUUCCAGGAGACCUCAUUGGCGAUCCAAAGGUCCAACCAACUCUGAAUUUAAUGAUUACCCUUGAGAACCCGUUAGUGGAGAGGGGGGGUGUCUCUUCCAUGGAGUGCCAAAUAGACUGCCAAAAUAAUACCAUGCAGAAUGGCACUGACCUGGCACAGGGGACCUACCCAUACUCCCUUGAGGUGUCUCUUGCCCUCAUCUCCCUUGCUGGCAUGCUCAUGCUUUUCACAGUAUUUGGCAAUGUCCUAGUGGUUAUAGCAGUGUUUACUAGCAGAGCCCUCAAAGCACCCCAAAACCUCUUCCUGGUCUCUCUGGCCUCAGCAGACAUUCUGGUGGCCACUCUUGUCAUCCCCUUUUCUUUGGCUAACGAAGUUAUGGGUUACUGGUACUUUGGGAAGGUAUGGUGUGAGAUCUACUUGGCCUUAGAUGUCCUUUUCUGCACCUCUUCUAUAGUACACCUGUGUGCCAUCAGCCUGGACAGAUUCUGGUCCAUUACCCAAGCCAUUGAGUACAACUUGAAAAGAACCCCUCGCAGGAUAAAAUGUAUAAUUUUCAUUGUGUGGGUGAUAGCUGCUGUUAUCUCCUUCCCACCACUGAUCACCAUAGAGAAGGAGAGUGGAAAAGAAGAAGACCCCAGGUGUAAAAUCAAUGAUGAGAAGUGGUAUAUAAUCUCCUCUUCCAUCGGUUCCUUCUUUGCCCCUUGUGUCAUCAUGAUCCUAGUGUACAUCAGAAUUUAUCAGAUUGCUAAAAAAAGGACCAGGGUCCCACCCAGCAAGAGAAGCAAUGGGGAACCAGAGAAGAAGCAGAAUGGUUGUGAGGAUGGUGACCUACCUGUGAAGUUAAAUGGAGAGAAGGCUGGUGCCACUGUGGACCACAGGCACAGAGAAGAAGCCAAUGGAGUGGACUUAGAAGACUCUUCAUCUUCUGACCACCAUGAUGACCAUCAGUAUUCUUGCAGGAAAAAAAAAGACAAACACUCAAGAGGGAAAGGGAAGACCAAGCUCAGCCAGAUCAAACCAGGGGACAGCUUGCCCAUGAGAGAAGAAGACAUGAAUGCCAAAGGGUCCAAGUGGAGAGGAAGGCAGAACAGGGAGAAAAGGUUCACAUUUGUCUUGUCUGUAGUCAUUGGGGUGUUUGUCAUCUGCUGGUUCCCUUUCUUUUUUACAUACACCCUCUCUGCUAUAUGUACGAGCUGUUCACCCCCUGAUACUUUGUUCAAAUUUUUCUUCUGGUUUGGAUACUGUAACAGCUCUUUGAACCCGGUGAUAUACACCAUAUUUAACCAGGAUUUCAGGAGAUCAUUUAAAAAGAUUUUAUGUAGAGGGGAGAGGAGAAGGAUUGUGUGACGCCCCCAUCAUCCCACCAUCCCUUUGACAUUUUGUAAAAUUGAUUUCUGGGGGAGCUCCAGACUUUUAGAUUCGAAGAUAAAAAGAAGCACCCAGUGGGCUAUUUUUGUAAAAGCUGCACCCCACAAGCACUUUUUGGAGGGGGGAGGGGGAGGGGGGAUUGGCAGUGCUGGGGGAAGAACAUUUGGACCAUGUAAAUGUAUUUAUUGUACCAUGCAGUAAGACCAAUAUUCAUAAUAUGAUCCUCCUAUAUUCAGUUUAUAAACAAGUCACUAUUAACCCUGUAUGUACCAGGUGUCUGAGAAAAGCAUUUCACACUCUCUGACACUCAAAGGAGUUAAAACAAAUAUAAAUGCUAUUUUAUUACUGAAGCAAAAUUCUCUACCAGUUCUGGCAAGCAUCUCAUGAUCAUUAAUAUAUUUUUCUAUAUAUUUCUUAGAGCAAGUCCUUUAUUGUUUUAAUAAUAUUGUCAUUUUAUUGUAGUGUUUGCAACUUAUAAGCAUCACAAAUCACUUUGGGGUAUUUUCACUAAACAGUGAAUUUUACUGAAACGCUAAUUUGCAAAUGUUCAGUCUGAAGUAUUCAAGCUGGGAUUAUGUGUAAAUUGGAAUAUGCUAUAUUGUGGGCCAAAACAGCUGAUUUCAAAGAAUUCUCUAUUUUUAAUUCACUGUAAUUCACUGCUUAGGAUAUAGAUCACAAUGUGUUUGCUCUUCCUUCAAGGUUCUACAUACAUUUUUAUUUUAUUUUUUUUCAUUUUGAAAGUAGAUAUCCUUUUCUCCAUACAAGCAUAGUGUUUACUGAUAGUGGUUUUAACCCUUCGAGUGCCAGUGUGCUCCCUGCACAAUAACAAGCAGUGCACAAAGAGUUAACAUGUUUCUUUGUCACUUAGUGAUUAAGAGAAGGCCUGGUGAAACAUUGCCUGGCAGGAACUUUUUGGGCAUGUAAUGGGCAGACUUAGUUGCAGUGGCUUCCAGCACUGAACAGGUUAAUAAAAAUGAUGCAAAACAGCAGCAGGGAUUUCAGUUGAGAUAGUAAAAAGUGCACAUUAAACAGCAAAACAACACAGUGCCCACCCCUAGGCUUGCCAUGGGGGUCUGCAAUGCAAAGAGGGGCUCAGGUGGCAACUAAACAUUAGCCCUAUGAGUGUUUUGCAAUGUGUUGGGCACGCCUCUGGCACUCGAGGGGUUAACUCAGGUUUACAAAAUGUUUCUCUAACCAUUUCCAGUAUUAAAUGCAGAGCUAUAUGUUGCACUAAAAGGGCCACAUGCUGUAAGGGACCCUCACACAACCAUAAGCAUCCCAAAACCAAUUUGGAUUGCAGCUUCCUUGAGAUUAAGUAUCCACAGGAUCGCCCAGGGCUUAACCCUUUGAGGACCAGUGUAGUGAAGGACUUGUGCCAUGGCAACUUCCAGACCUCAAAGUGUUAACAGAACCAAGAAAGAUCAAAAAUAUUUUAUAUCCCCUUGAAAACAUCAAAUCUGGGCAGACAUCAAAUUGAUUAUUUUGCUCCCAGACACACUAUUGCUUAACUCUUUAAUUGCCACAGCGACACAUCAUUGUAACCUCUUCAGAGCUUUGCAUGCAUAACAUAAUGAUUUACAAUAUAUUAUGGUUAUGAGUUCUCACUGUUUAACCUUAGGGAUGUUUAUAAACAUCCAAGUAACCAAAAUUGGUGCCUCUACAGAGUUUGUACUGAUGGAAUAUUUGAAAUUGUUAUUAUUAUUUUUAUUUUUGCUCAGUGCACGAAGGCAACAUUUAUAUGAAUGGGUUGCUUAGUAACUCUAAUAUAUACUGUCUCCUUGGGCUCUUUCAGUAUAUUAACCCUUUAAUAGGCCAUCACAAAGAUUCUGCACUGAUAUGGGUUAUUCUCUAAACCAGGUAUAGGCAACCUUUGGCACUCCAGAUGUUGUGGACUACAUCCCCCAUAAUGCUCUUAUAUCCAUAAUGCUGUCAAAGCAUCAUGGGAGGUGUAGUCCAAAACAUCUAGAGUGCCUAAGGUUGCCUAUGCCUGCAACCAAGAACAAUAGAACUGCAAAUGUUACAGGGAACAAAUUGUAGGUAAACAAACAGAUUGAAAAACAUAUUGCAAUCUCUCUGUUUGUUGUGUCAAUCCAUUGUCAUUUCACAACCAUUCUUAGUUUACUGUGUAAUUCUCUGUAAUUGUGGUGAGCAAAAUGUUUUAAUUCUGGUCGUCAAAGAAAUCCCAACUGUUCAAGAAUUAGAAGCCACCUGUGUUCAAGCAGGGAGUUCUGCUAUGAUUUGCUUGUUAUCAUCCAUUAGGGAUGCUCAGUUAUCAUCCAAUCAGAGUAGAAUAGAGACGAGUGGAUUUGGAUUUUGGGUGUUUUACCAAUUCACUCUAAGAAUCUGCCCACAAGAAUCUGACUCUUAACCUCAGUUCCUGGGAUGCGAGCCAAAGCCAUAGGAUGUAGGGUCAAAACCUCCUAUUGUUUAUAAAAAUACUAAGAUACAGAAAGCAAAGGGUUACCCUCACCCCGUUACAUAUACCAUACUGAACUGCCAGCAAAUCUCGAGAAUCUACAAUCUCACCGGAAAAGGGGAUAUGGGAUACAGAAAGCAGUACAAGGCGUGGUAUGAACUGUGAUAUGUUAGAUAUGUCAGAUAUAUUGCUAAACAGGACAAUCCGUAUUAAUAUUUUAUUUUUUUUUUAAAAGAGGAAAGAUAGCCAUUGUGUUACAUCUUUGGAAAUCACCAAACAAAUAAUAUAAAUAAAAAUAAAAGCACGAAAAAAAAUUACACUUGUUAAAAUGGGCCAUUCAUUCCGCUGUGCUCCUCUUUAUUACACUACAGAACAAUGUACAUUUAAUCUGAUCCCCCAUGGGUGCUGCGCGGUACCUUACAGAUGCCCUGGCACGUAAAUGGCUACAUGAUAAAUAAGCUGGUGUCUGUAUGCAUGUUACAGGCCGAACAGCUCGCACGGACUGUUUUGCAUGCCGUUGUAUGUUUACCGUCGAAGCUCUGCCCUGAUUUCCAGUGGAGGCAGGGCUGGGCAAGUGGUGGGCAAACACGACACCCAGCUUACAUCGGCAUCAACCCGUGUUUGGUUGCCCAUAUCGUGAGUGGGUUUUCAUAGUAAAAUCAUGACGUUAACACAUUCAAGGAUGCACGGCAGACUAAGACACAGAACACGUGCCGUGGGUUGUAGUUUCUUGGCUUGCUUAACCUUUUGAUUGCCAGAGAUGUGCCCCAAACAUUGUAAAACAAUGGAUUGGACUAUUCACACUGCGGAACUCACGGGGCUCUGAGACUGGGUGACUGACCGUGGAAAAACCUGCCUUACUGAUGUUUCAUUUAGACAAUUAAUAAUGUCAGAUUGGUAAAUGCCAUUAGCCUGUCUCUCACUUUAUAUUGAUUGUGCUUUCCUGUAUUGAUUUCCUACCUGUCAUUUACCAAGAGCCCCAACAUGUUAUAUAAUAUCACCCAUCCAAUGCCCAAUAAGGUCUCAAAUUAGAGUAUUUUAGACUUUCAUUUUGCUUUGCUGUGAAUGGUUUAAAUCCAUUACCACAAACUGAAUGAGAGCUAGCUCUGGCAGGGAAAGUGUUAAAUGCUACUUACUGCAUUUUAUGUUAAAAUUAAAAAUGUUAAAUAUUGCUUUUUAUACAAAUAGACGCACAAUUUAGUAGUAGUUAAAGGGACAAUAUAGUCACCUGAACAACUUUAGCUUAAUGAAGCAGUUUUGGUGUAUAGAACAUUCCCCUGCAGCCUCACUGCUCAAUUCUCUGCCAUUUAAAUCCCUUUGUUUAUGAACCCUAGUCCCACCUCCCUGCAUGUGACUUGCACAGCCUUCCAUAAACACUUCCUGUACAGCCAUCUAAAGUUUAUCCUUCCUUUAUUACACAGUGUGUUUAAUUUGUAAUUUCUUAUAUCCUGCUCUCUUAAUAGCCUUCUAGAGCCUGCAGGAGCCUCCUGUGUGUGAUUAAAGUUCAUUUUACAGAGUAUAAUGAUAACUUUACACUAAAACUGCUUAAUUAAGAUACAGUUGUCUUGAUGCCUAUAGUACCCACAAUGAAACACCUUUGGAGUAAUUAAAUCAACAGGUUAGGGUAUAAAAAUGGUUAAAACAUCACUUUUCAAACUGUAUUUAUUGGUCUUGAAAAGGCUGCCAAGUGUGUCUCUCAAAUGAGUUCAGCAAAAAAAAAUUAAAAAAAAAUACAUAUCUGUUACAAAAAUAAGUUAACGUUAUGGGUACCAGAGUUGUGAAAAUUGCAUUGAUUCUUUAUUUGUACCUUAAGGGUUAAUACUCUAUAUUGUUUGAGCACUGGGACCUGGCAGGAAGGUUUAUGGCUUAGUUCACUUAGUGGCAUUAAAAGGAUAUAAUGUAACAGGCAUGAAACUGUUUGUCUGCUGAUCUACCUCAUGAUUAACCCCUCCACUGCAAGAACAGAUUGCUAAUCUGGAUAUUAUUCAAUCCAUUCAACCCAUGAUUUAUUAAGCAGGGGUUACAGAUUACAGGAAAAGAACAAAAACAAAUCUUAUUUCAUUUUCCCCCUCAUUAUGCUGAACAAUUGUUUCUUAAUAAAAUAAGCAGAUUUGAUGGACUGUGUUUGGGUGGACUAUGUGAUUAUGUUUUCUUAAGAG